Messenger RNA from Octodon degus (degu), 1091 nucleotides. RefSeq names its product nanos C2HC-type zinc finger 1 (gene Nanos1). NCBI's taxonomy places the organism in Eukaryota, Metazoa, Chordata, Mammalia, Rodentia, Octodontidae. Gene Ontology annotation, molecular function: mRNA binding; zinc ion binding. Gene Ontology annotation, cellular component: perinuclear region of cytoplasm. The coding region runs from base 71 to 934 and encodes 287 amino acids. Gene Ontology annotation, biological process: oogenesis; negative regulation of translation. The transcript has a single exon. The record is from RefSeq and is a predicted model, not a curated record.
CAGGCUCGGCGGGCUCCUUCCGUCCGGCCCGUGCGGGCGGCGGGGAGUGGCGCGCGGCCGCAGCCCGCCCAUGGAGGCUUUUCCCUGGGCGCCUAGCUCGCCCCGCCGAGGCCGCGCCCCCGCGCCCAUGGCGUUCGUGCCUAGCGCCCGCUACGUGAGCUCCCAGAGCCCGGCGCACCCGCAGCCCUUCAGCUCUUGGAACGACUACCUGGGGCUGGCCACGCUCAUCACCAAGGCGGUGGACAGCGAGCCGCGCUUCGCCUGCGCCCGCGGCGGAGACGCUGGCGGCGGCAGUUCCCCGCCCUCCUCUUCCUCGUCGUCCUGCUGCUCCCCCCACGCGGGGACCGGACUCGGGACGCUGGGGCCGGCGCUGGGGCCGCCUGACUACGAGGAAGACGACGACGACGACGACGAGGACAGCGACGAGCCGGGGUCCCGGGGCCGCUACUUGGGGGGCGCGCUGGAGCUGCGCGCGGGCCCCGCGGAGGCCAGGAUGCUGGAGGAGCGCUUCGCCGAGCUGAACCCGUUCGCGGGUCGCGCCGCGGCGGUACUGCUGGGCUGCGCGCCCGUCGCCACAACCGCCGAGGCAACGCCGCGCGAGGAGCGGGCCCCAGCGUGGGCGUCCGUGCCCCGGCUGCAGGCGGCCUCCGGGGCGGCCGCCGCUCGGCUACUGAAGCCGGAGCUGCAGGUGUGCGUGUUCUGCCGGAACAACAAGGAGGCGGUGGCGCUUUACACCACCCACAUCCUUAAGGGCCCCGACGGGCGAGUGCUGUGCCCCGUGCUGCGCCGCUACACGUGCCCCCUGUGCGGCGCCAGCGGCGACAACGCGCACACCAUCAAGUACUGCCCGCUCUCCAAAGUGCCGCCGCCACCCGCCGCGCGCCCGCUGCCGCGCAGUGCGAGGGACAGCCUGCCGGGCAAAAAGCUGCGCUGAGCGCCUGGGCUGGGAUCUCCUGCGCCUGAUACCCCAGGGUCACCGCCAGCUGUUUUGGUCUCAGUCUCCCUCUCGCCGCUGGGGGAGCGAGGACCUCAGGAGCUAGCUCAGCUUGGGAAGCUGUGGUGGUUGGUUUUUUCAGAGGCAGCUGCCUGUG